AAAAGAAAAGCAGGACCCAACUUUCUUUUCUCUCCGUACUAACUAAAACAUAAUAUGUACGACAAGAAAUGUUAGCGAAAGUAGUUGCUGCUAGCACCAUCAGAAAGGUGCUGGUGCUAUAUCACCAACUCCAUGUUGGCUCCUGUUAAAAGAAGGAUAGCAUCUCAGCUCGGGGAAAAUUCAAACAAAAAUCGAUGGAGAGUGAAGAAGCAACUCAACCAUCAAUAGGGUUUCCUCUGGCUUUAGCUCUUCUGUUGGUCUUCUUGUGUUUCAUGAGCGGGUUGUUCCUUAGCUGCCUCCACUGGAACAAGCUACGAGCCUUACUUGGAGCUUCUUCAACUCAUGAUCAAGACAGCCAUAUCCAAGAUGAUAUAGAAUAUGCACUCCAUAAAUCUGCUCCUGCCCGUCAGGAAUUAGAAAAUGAAGGGAAGAGCCUGCCAGUGUUGAUGCCAGGAGAUGAUACACCAAAAUUCAUUGCAAUACCAUGCCCAUGCCAGCCUCCUAUUGUUCAGAAAUCCUCUCUCAAACUGCAGAAGCCACUCUCUUAAACUCUUUCAGUUUUAUUUCAGUGGAGGGGUAGAAGUAUCACUACCCUCUCUUUACAUAUAUAUAUAUAUAUAUAUAUAUAUACAUAUACAUGGUUGAGUUGAGGGGGCAGUCCAAAACUUUUAAAAUCUAGAUUUUCACCUAAAUGUUUUUAGAUCUUUUAAGAGAAAAAAAUUCUGAAAUAUUCGUACAAGCAUCACAAAAAUUAAAUUCUCUAAUGUUGUUAUCUUUUCAUUUCAUAUCUUUAUAUUUUUAUUGUAUAUUUCAGUUACAUCCGUUUUGGAGUUCUUACUUUAGUUAUAUCUAUUAAAAAGGAAGAUUUCUUUGUGUUCCUGCA
Molecule: messenger RNA, 883 nt
Organism: Ricinus communis (castor bean)
Lineage: Eukaryota; Viridiplantae; Streptophyta; Magnoliopsida; Malpighiales; Euphorbiaceae
Exons: 2
Coding region: 195-548 (117 amino acids)
Source: RefSeq, a predicted model, not a curated record